Penicillium verrucosum is the source of this 1605-nucleotide messenger RNA. Its product is annotated as sugar porter family MFS transporter. The transcript is spliced from 3 exons. Bases 1 to 1605 code for a protein of 534 amino acids. Gene Ontology annotation, molecular function: carbohydrate:proton symporter activity. The record is from RefSeq and is a predicted model, not a curated record. Gene Ontology annotation, cellular component: plasma membrane. Lineage: Eukaryota; Fungi; Ascomycota; Eurotiomycetes; Eurotiales; Aspergillaceae. Gene Ontology annotation, biological process: carbohydrate transport; transmembrane transport.
AUGGGUGUCGAAGCCUCUUCCCACCAUGGGGAAUCUAUCACCCCGGCUCAACAGCGGAGCGUUGAGUCGUCCUUCCAAAAUAGCCCUAUUGAGAAGCCCAUGCAGCCCGUGGGCGUCGAUACACCGAUCCCUCGGAUAACCAUGCGCUCCUUGGUGAUGGCUCUCUUUGUCUCGAUGGGUGGUCUGCUGUUCGGAUAUGACACGGGUCAGAUUUCCGGCUUCCAAGAAAUGAGCAACUACUUGGAGCGGUAUGGUGAGCUCAAUCCAGAUGGUUCCUACGCAUUCAGCACCGUGCGCUCCGGUCUCAUUGUUGGCUUGCUGUCCAUCGGUACCAUGAUCGGUGCCCUGGUUGGAGCCCCCGUCGCUGAUAUGUUGGGCCGCAAGUGGUCCAUUACUCUCUGGUGUAUGAUCCUCAACGUCGGAUUGAUUGUUCAAAUUGCCUCUCCCGAUGGUCACUGGUACCAGAUGGUCGUUGGCCGUUGGGUCACUGGUCUCGGUGUCGGUGGCUGCUCGUUGCUCGUGCCCAUUUGCUACCAGCUAUUCGUUACCCUCGGUAUUUUCUUGGCGUACUGCAUCAACCUGGGUACCCAUACCAUGGAUGGCACUGCUCAGUGGCGUAUCACUCUCGGCAUCACCUUCCUCUUCGCUCUUGUCCUUGGUGGUGGUAUGGUGUUCUUCCCCGAAAGCCCACGUUAUGAGUUCCGCCACGGAAAGGCCGAGAGUGCCCAAAGCACUCUAGCCAAGCUCUAUGGUAUCCCGGAGAACCAUGUCCGCAUUUUGGAAGAAAUGAGAGAGAUCCGUGAACAGUUUGAAGCCGAGUCUGAUGACCAGAAAUGGCAUGAAUUCCUCACUGCUCCCUGCAUGUUUUACCGUAUUGCCCUCGGCAUGGUCUUGCAGUCACUGCAGCAGCUUAGCGGUGCUAACUACUUCUUCUACUAUGGUACCACUAUCUUCGAAGGCGCUGGUCUCUCAGACAGCUUUGUGACCCAGGUCAUCCUCGGCGCUGUGAACUUCGGCACUACAUUUGGUGGCUUGUACGUCGUGGAAAACUUCGGUCGUCGCAAGUCCCUAAUCUUCGGAGCGAUCUGGAUGUUCGUCAUGUUUAUGAUCUUCGCGUCCAUCGGCCAUUUCGUUUUGGAUGUGGAAACGCCUACCAAUACCCCCAAUGCCGGCAAGGGUAUGAUUGUCGUCGCCUGCCUGUUUAUUGCGGCAUAUGCUAUGACCUGGGGUCCCAUGGUCUGGGCUAUUGUCGCAGAGCUUUUCCCCUCAAAGUACCGUGCCAAGGGUAUGGCCCUGGCUACCGCCACCAACUGGCUGUGGAACUUCCUCAUCAGUUUCUUUACAACCUUUAUCACCAAGGAGAUUGACUUUGCCUACGGAUACGUCUUCGCUGGUUGCCUUUUCGUGGCUGUCGGCGUUGUUUACUUCUUUGUCAUUGAAGGAAAGGGUCGCACGCUCGAGGAGCUUGACUGGAUGUAUGUCAACAAGGUUGUCCCGUGGAAGAGCAGCAACUACGAGAUUCCCGAACGCCACCAGGACUGGAUUGCGGAUGAAAACCCAUACGGUCGCAAGUCGCAGGGAACCCUUCACGCGGAGAACGCAUAA